This is a messenger RNA of Chilo suppressalis (striped riceborer), 450 nucleotides long. NCBI's taxonomy places the organism in Eukaryota, Metazoa, Arthropoda, Insecta, Lepidoptera, Crambidae. The record is from the annotation of a GenBank genome assembly.
AUGCCUGUCAAAUGCGAUGAAAGCCUGUUAGAUGGUAACGCUAAGCAUGGAGGAAUUCGGGAAUUCGAAAACGUGAAUCACUCGCCGGCCGGCGUUAAUCACCGCUUUAAAGUACCAGUCUGGUUCUUUACGCGACGACUCGACGAGGUAUUUCACAUCACUGUCAUCACCAAUACCAUGUCUCUACAGGAGCAAUUCGACGCCGCUGCCGCCAAUGUGAGGAACCUGAAGUCGCUGCCCAGCGACGCCGAUCUUCUGGAGCUAUACGCGCUCUUCAAACAGGCCUCAGUUGGAGACGCUGACCCAGCCAAUAAACCUGGCAUGCUGGACUUCAAAGGCAAGGCGAAAUUCGAAGCGUGGAGUGGCAAGAAGGGUGUUUCCAAAGAGGACGCACAGAAAGCCUACAUCGCCAAAGUGGACAGCCUUGUCGCCUCUCUUGGCCUCCAAUAA